This is a messenger RNA of Aspergillus ruber CBS 135680, 792 nucleotides long. Its product is annotated as glutathione S-transferase. The transcript has a single exon. NCBI's taxonomy places the organism in Eukaryota, Fungi, Ascomycota, Eurotiomycetes, Eurotiales, Aspergillaceae. Bases 150 to 626 code for a protein of 158 amino acids. The record is from RefSeq and is a predicted model, not a curated record.
AUAGAAGCGUACAGCCUGAUUAGCAUGGAUACGAGAUAUCCGAGUCAAUAAAGACAUCUCCGCUUUUGGUUAUUUAGAGGAGAUUUAGAUCCUCCUUUCUCGCUAAUAAUUAUAGCAGUUCUACCUUCAAUUAACUACAGAUUAUCACAAUGCCUCGUGACAUGAGACCAACCAAGCUCUAUGGGGGCUACCUUGGUCCGAACCCACUCAAAGCAUCCUUCAUCCUCUCGGAGCUCGAUAUCUUCGAAUAUGAAGUCAUCAACCCUAACAGCCGCCUCCCAGCCAUCCACGACCCCAAUACCGGCAUCACCAUCUGGGAAUCCGGCGCCAUCCUCGAGUACAUUCUCGACACCUACGACAAAGAGCACAAGCUCAGCUUUGCCCCUGGCACGAAGGAAUUCUACCAAGCUCGUCAGUGGCUAUACUACCAGGUUACUGGUCAGGGCCCGUACUACGGCCAAGUUGUCUGGUUCAAGCGGUACCAUGCAGAGCGGGUGGACAGUGCGGUACAGCGCUAUGUGAACGAGAUCAAACGUGUAUCAAAAGUGUUGGACGAGUGGUUGGAACGCAGAGAGUGGCUUUUUGGUGAUAAAAUGUCGUAUGCUGAUUUAGCGUUUGUGCCAUGACAAAAUAAUGUGCAGACCAUAUUGUCUGAUGAGGGGUAUGAUGGGAAGGAAAUUCCGCAUAUGACGGCGUGGUUAAAGAGGAUGACUGAGAGGCCGAAGAUGAAGGAAUUGGUUGAGGUUCAAGGGAGGCUGUUUCAGGAGAUGCAGGAGAAGUUUUUGGGUUAGU